UUUUCUUUUAAACCACUUAAAAAAAUGUCAUUAAACCCAUCCCUUUCGUCUCGACAUUCUGCUUCACCUUUUUUUUCGAGUCGUGGUUCACUUUUCGUUAUGAAUAUCUAGAUAUUUAGUUUUUUUAACCUGCUUUAUAUAAGAUAAUUGUUUCUCUUCUAUCUCCCAUAUAUAUGUUUAUGAGAAAGUUUAAAUAUAAGAAGAAGAAGAAAAAAGGCAAUAUUAUAGAUUGCUUAAAACAUUGGGGAAAUAAACAUCAAAGAAAAUAACAAAAAAUAUAGUUUAUGCAAGAUUUUUGAUAUAGAAGUGGGGGAAAAAAAAAACAAAACAAAAAUCGCUUUAACCUCCCUUAGCUUAGAGCUAAUUCUGCUCUCCCAUAUAUAUUCGAUGAGAAAGUUUAAAUUAAAAACAAAAAAGAGAAGCCUACAGACAGGUCAAAAGUGUGGGGAAACGGCUUCAAAUUAAAUAACAAAAGCAGUUUAAGAAAGGUUUUAAAAUAUAUAAGGUGCAAAAAUUUCCCUGUCUUUAUAGGGAACUUGUAAGGGUUAGACAUAAUUAAAAAGAAAAACCAACAAAACAUCCAUUAAAAAGAAGAGUUAAUAUUAUUUGUAAAAUAUAAGUUUGUGUUUGGUGAGACGAGGUGUGACGUUUGGGGCAGAAUCAUCUCUUUCGGUUACCAUUAUAAAUCGAUUAUUGAAGUUGUGUGUAUACGUGAGUGUGCGUAUAUAUAUAUAUACACAUACAUACAUAUAUAUACAUGCACGUAUGAAUAUACGCCUAUAUGAAUAUAAAAUCGUAAAAUAGCGUUGUGUGUAGAGAGAGGAGACAGGAGUUCCAGUGUUUGGAGCAGAACACACAAUCUUCCAGUUUCUUUCCUAAAUCUAUUUUCGAAAUCAGUAUAUAUAUCUAUAUAUAUAUACACGUACACACACAAAUACAGAUAGAUAUAUCUCUAUCCGCGAAGUUUGCUAUCAAAGAGAAUAAGAGAGUUCUAAAUGUUUUAGGCAGGGGCUCUUUCUUCUGAAUCAGAAAUUGAUUGGAUUUCAUACAAAUUAUAUCAACAUCCUUUGCGUUGUCCAUCAUGCAAACAGAAGGAUUAUGUGCAUCAAAAUACAGCAAAAAGAUUUAUAGACAAUAAGUAAAUUGGAACUUUAUUUGCACCGAAAACUAAACCGAUUUAGUGUGUUUAGUUUUGAUUUUCUUAGUUGCCAUUAGUGUAUGUAGCAGAUAAGAGGACCCACUGCAAGCAUCAAUAACCAAGAGCAGCAUCCGCCUCACACCACAACCACUACCAUCAUCGUCGUCAUCAUCAUCAUCGUCAUCAUCAGCGUCAGCCAUUUACUGUUGUAAACAACAACAUCAACACUACUACUACUACUACUACUACUACUACUACUUUUUGGAGUAAUCUUUCUCUUUAUAUAUAUAUACCUGUUUCUGUGGAAGAUUAAUGUUUGAGCACGUGUGUGCGUAUAAAGAAUAAAGGUGGAGCAAUCAGGCAAGAACUUGAAUCAGGACCAGAUUAAAGGGACAGAUAAGAAUAAGAAUUAACUUAACCCCCACCACCACCAUCAGCUAACCAACAAAAAUGUAAGACCCCCCCCAAAAAAAAUAGAUAACCCCCCCCCUAAAAUCUACAAUAAUCUCAAAAGGCCUUUUCUACUCAGGCCUUCACCACCACCACCACCACCACCAUCAUCACUGGCAGCAGCAGCAGCAGCUGCAACAGUGUUAAUUAAUGCUGCUGUUUGUGUAAUUUGUAAGUCUUGAUGCAAGAAGUCUCUCUAUCACGACCCUCUAGACCCUAAAUAUCCCCCCAGACUAAGACCUGACCCUGUCACGAAUCUUAACAAAUAUUUGGGUAUUUCUGAGUGAUAAAAGGACCCAGCUGAUCCAUUUUUGAGAAAGGGUUUCUUUUUGUUCCCUAACUUAUUCUCCUGUCGUUGUCCAACUCUUUCUUAUCUUUUUCCCGUUUGUCCUGAGCAGAACCUAUGAAGUUAUUGUUGAUGUUGUUAACGUCAUCACAUAACUAAUUCAAUUAUUGAUUUUUCUGACCUGUGUUCUCGUUCUCUCUCUCUCUCUCGUUCUGCUUGUUUGGAUUAAACUGGACCUGUCUUGCUUUAAAAAAAUAAUAAUAAUAAUAAUAAUAGAAUUUGGUAAACUGAGCAGCCAGCCGGCUUUCUGUGCUGUUAUUAGAACAAUAAAUAACAACAACAAUAUCUUAAGCAGUGAGAUUGUCAACGACAACAACAACAGCAUCACUCUUGCUCCACCUUGCCUGUCCCACCUCUAAAAAGGAAAGUAAACGUGAAGAAGAAAAGGAAGAAAAGAUAUUAAAAAGAACAGGACGAGGAAUUCACAAAAAAAAAAUUACAGAAUAAAUAAAUAAAUAAAAUCAUUUAGUCAAAAAAAAAAAUUGAUUGGAGACAAGAGGAAGUGGAAUAAAAACAAAAAUAAUAGUUUUUUUUCUCUGAAGCUAUUUAUCUGAUGGUAGGUCAAUCAGAACAGAAGCAACAACAAUAAUUAAUACCAGAGAAUAGUUGUCGUCGUCGUCGUCAUCACCAUCACCACCAUCAUCAUCGGCAUCAUCAUUGACGCUCUUUGGUCGCUACAGCAACAGAAACCUCAGCCAUGUGAAGAAAGAAAGAAGGACAAACAAACCGACCAGCUGCCACAUCGAUAAUAAUAAGAAUAUUAAUAAUAAUAUUAAUAACAACAACAAAAUAACAGCAACAAUAACAGUUGCAACCACAAGAAGCUUGCUCCAGCUUGGCAUGGCUGACAAAACUGGAGCCAUCGUAGGUGAUUAGUGGUGGCAGUUGUUUAAUUUUUCUGCCUCUUCCUCGGCCCUUACAGCCGUUUCAAGCACAAACUGGUACCACUGGCAAUUCAUUCAGCUUUGCCCUGCGAGGAUUAAGUUGAUACUAUAGUAAUAAUAAUAAUAAUAAUAAGUUGUUAUUAUUAUUAUUAUUACUAUUAAUAUUAGCAAGUAAUAGUAGUAGUAUUUAUAAUCAAUUUUUCUUAAAAAUAAAUCCUGGAGAUAAAGUUUAAUAAUACCCUCACAUGUCCAGAGGAAAUAUUAGAAUCACAGCGGAGGUCUGUGCCGAUUGCUCGGCCCCUGAUCCCACUUGGGCUUCAGUGAACCGAGGUGUGCUAAUAUGUCAAGAGUGUUGCAGUGUUCAUCGCAGCCUUGGAAGACAUAUCUCACAGGUGAAGCACUUGAAAAAAGCGCAAUGGAAUCCAUCACGUUUAGCGAUGGUACGACAUCUGUUCAGCAGUGGAGCCAACAACAUCUGGGAGCACUCACUAUUAGAUCCAUCUCAGAACAAACAUUGCAAGAAGAAACCGCAUCCUAACGAUCCAGUUCAUCCAAAUAAAGACCACUACAUCAGGACCAAAUAUCAGUUUUUGUCAUUUGUAAACCAAGGCAAAGAUGGAGAUGUUUCUACAGUGGAGGACCUUAGUAAACAAUUACAUUCUAGCGUCAGAACAAGCAAUCUGGAAACAUGUCUUAGGUUACUGUCCAAAGGGGCUGACCCUAAUUACUUCAAUCCAGAAAAGAACAACUGUCCCCUCCAUGUGGCUGCUGCUGCUGGUCAGACGUCACAGGUGGAGCUGCUUGUUGUUUAUGGUGCAGACCCUGGAUGUCUCGAUGCUAACCGGAAAACCCCUAUUGAUUACGCUAGGGAGGAGAAGUACACAGAUCUUGCCAACCGUUUGAUAGAGUGCCAGUAUGAGUUGACUGACAGACUCACCUACUUUGUAUGUCGCAGGAAACCAGAUCAUCGUAGUAACCAUCACUUCAUCAUCCCAGAGAUGGCUGACAGCAGUCUGGAUAUUUCCGAGUUAGCAAAGGAGGCAAAGAAAAUGUUACAAGCCCUUCCCAACAAUUUGUUUGAAGAACUUGCAAUGGACGUUUACGAUGAAGUUGAUCGAAGGGAGAAUGAUGAAAUUUGGGUCUCAUCAAAUGAACAUAGUUCUACUAUUGGGGUUACAAUACCCUUCUUACCAGUCAAUCCAGAAUUUUCCACUACAAGGAACCAAGGUCGCCAAAAACUUGCUCGCUUCAACCCACGAGAAUUUGUAACGCUGAUCAUUGAUAUUUUAAGUGAUGCCAAGAGGAGACAAAUGGGAACCACGGCUUCCAUAAUUAUUAACCCUAAAGAGCCCAGUAAGUUUUAUACGUUUCAUCUUUGUAUUUGUCAUCUCAAAACAUCAUCGUCAUCAAUCUUAGAUGAUGAUGAGCCUUUGUAUGACAGCGUAGCUUCCGAUGAAGACUACAGCAGUAUAGACACCCAGAGCAUCAAAAGUGCCAAGGAAGAAGGGAAGAAAGACCGACCAGCAGAUUCUCGGAUCAUUCGUCGUGAAAUGACCCCUACUUCAAUUGUGUCGUUUACGGAGAGCAUGACAUCAGAACAGGUAGAAGGUCCAGUGUCUACGGAAGAUUUUCUGGAAAUGAAGAAAUCUCUGGCCAAUUCCGAGUGCCGAGUUCAACAGCUUUUGCAGACUCAGAGUGAUCUUAUCACCGAGGUGAAUCGUCUGAAGACGUUGUUUGAACCCCGAAAUUACCAGAGACAGGCCGAGCAUAAGAUGACCAAAGGUAAAGAUGAUCUGCCCACUGCCCAGUCAGUAUCAAAUAUUCACACAGGAGAGGAACAGCUUGGUGGUAAAAACUUCAGUGGUACUCCAAGUCCUGCCCGCAGUGAAACUGCUUGUGCAGGGGAGGAAUGUGACUAUGACAACGCGAGUUGUGCGAGCAACAGUCGAAAGAACUCUCAAUGCGACAGCCACAAAAGCUCCCUUCAGAGCAUUAGUGAAGCUGUUCCACUGACGAGGUCUCCCUCUGUUGUGUAUGAAGAGGUCGGCGCUGACGUUCAGGGUCUACCAACCCAAGAUGAGGUUGUCAAGAAAACCGAACGAAUCACCCGCAAGAUCCAAGAACUUCUGCAAUCAGCACAAGAGGGAAAAUUCGAAAGUUUUGCUCCAUGUUCUGAUAAGAUAUACUCGGCUGUUAUAGACAUGGCCUCCCUCUUCCCUAAGGUAAGUACUGCCUCACACCACUACUCCUUCUAA
Molecule: messenger RNA, 5073 nt
Organism: Octopus bimaculoides (California two-spot octopus)
Lineage: Eukaryota; Metazoa; Mollusca; Cephalopoda; Octopoda; Octopodidae
Product: ARF GTPase-activating protein GIT2
Biological process (GO): synaptic vesicle recycling; regulation of ARF protein signal transduction; brain development
Cellular component (GO): synapse
Molecular function (GO): GTPase activator activity; small GTPase binding
Source: RefSeq, a predicted model, not a curated record